Messenger RNA from Apis cerana (Asiatic honeybee), 1853 nucleotides. RefSeq names its product nucleolin. NCBI's taxonomy places the organism in Eukaryota, Metazoa, Arthropoda, Insecta, Hymenoptera, Apidae. The record is from RefSeq and is a predicted model, not a curated record.
AGUACCAGGUCUGCAUCGUGUUCACUUUCACUGGUUGCGCGCUCUAUCUAACUAUAAAACACGUCCUAAGCAGAGCGAUUCGUUCGUUUCGGGGGACGAUCGACUCACGAUCCGUUCAGUUGUCUCUGUGUUACCGAUCGGUAUUUCGAAUUCUCUCGGCCGCGACACGGAAAAUUACUCUUUCCUAGAAAAAAUCAAAUGGGGAGACGUAUGGACAAAAAAAGGAACACGAAUGUUCAACCUUGCUCGCUUCACGCGUUAUAUCAAGGAUAUCCGGACCGAAGCCAGUGUCCAUUUUAUUUUAUUUGAUCAGAAAGAGAAACGGAGUCGUUUCUUUCGACACAUCGUCGUGAAAGGGUAAAAUGAAAUUAUCCAGGGAUUCAAGGAGAUAUUCGGUGAUUCGAAAUUCCAUGAAUUCGAACAAUCAGCAUGGAUAUCGCGCUGUUUUACGUGGUAUCGAGAAGGAUAUAUCACAUGCACGAUAGGUGGAUGGGUUCGGCACGGGUGGUUGCUGGCAGAGUGAGAGUGAGAGAGUCAUAUAUAUAUAGAGAGAAGGGGAAACCCGACUCGGCACUCCAAAGUACACAGCCUCCGCGUUUGCAGUGGUGUGCUUUCGGUUCCCUCUACACACGAUAUUCAUUCUUCGCGGCUUCGCGCCCGUGGUAACAGUCGGCCAUCCACGUUUCCACGUUGCACGAGGGCAGCUUCCGGAAUCAAUCUUUUCGUCAAUCGACACGGCCACUCGAACCAGCUACAACCAUGAAGCUCGCUAUAUUCGCAUUUAUAGCGAUGAGCUGUCUGAUAGCCGUGGUCAGGUCGGCAGAGGAGGAAUACGAUUACGAGGAGGAGCCUGCAGCCCCGGUCACUCCAGCCCCGGCCAGAUCCGGUUCCGGUAGAUUAGGGGGACUGUUAUCUUCCCGGGGCCGGGUGAGCGUCGGCAGGAAAUCAGCUGCGCCAGCCGCGCAGUCGACCACGGCGAAGGCGAUCGAGCAGCCGGCCGCAGAAGCGGAGGAGGAGGAGGAGGAGGAGCUCGAGGACAACCAAGAGCAAGAAGAGGCGCCGACCACGACCACCGAAUCGUCCAAGAAAGUUCGCGGCGGAGUCAGACCUUUCAGGUCGAACCAAGACCUGUUGGACGCGUUGAAGAGAAGAAGAGCCCAAGCGGGACCCACCACCUCUCAUCGAGACACCUCUGCCACCCAAACUGCCACCGAAUCGACGACGCCUAAGUCCAAAGCAACCACGCACAGCCGCAACAAAAGUAACGGCGCCACAAGCGAGACGAAAUCGACGGGGCGCGGCAGGUUUGGAGGAACGAGGGGAAGCAAACCUUUACAAGAGGAGGUGGAGGAGACUCAGCGAGAAGAGGUUCAAGUGAAACCGAAACCGUAUCGCAGAGGUUAAAUCGAAUCACCGGGAAGAUCGCGGAUUUUCCAGCUUUGUUCGAUUAACGCGGGACGAAUUAAAUUUAAAAUUAAUCCAAUCACAGCGAUCGAGCCACGUUCUAUCGUCGAAAACGAUGAAAAUUUACUCCUAGACGUAUGCAACACUUGCGAGCAAAAUUCGUUCUCUCUCUUUCUCUCUCUCUCUCUCUUUCUUUCUUUCUCUCUCUUGUAUAUCGAAUCUCCUAGCGUUUAAAAAGAAAAAAAAUUGAAACAUGACGAGAAGAGUGUGACAAAUGCGUGGACAAACCUGUAACUAUCAGUUUUGUAAUAUCUAAUGUUUGCGCAUUAAUGGAGAAAGUACAUUCGAAAUGACAUGUAUAUAUAUAUAGAAGAAGGCUGCCAUUCACCGAAUACUCAAGGUACUUACUGUAUAAAUGUAAAUUAAUACAAUAAAAAUUCUAAAAAACA